AUGGCUUUUCAUUUAAGAAAUUCAAGAAAAUCGCCGCUCUCCGCAUCCACACAGGUCCACAAAUUCCUCGCCGGAGAUGGCGGCCGACCGUCACUCUUCGCCGCAGGAUUACACUCUCCCGUCCACGGACAAGACACGCCGUUACGAGGGCGAGGAGUUCAAAGAGAGAAAUUUGACGGUAGCUCUCUGCCCAUGUAUUUUCUGCUUAAUUCUUUUACUCGUAGUAGCAUCAAUCGUACUCGUUGUCAAAUUCCGUUUGUACUGCCAUACCCCUCUUCACUCUCUCUUAAAAAAUGCCUGCCGGCAAUAAUCCCACACCAAAAUCCCCCACUUUGCUUGAAUAAAAUUAGGCCCUUUUGUAGCGAUGUCAAUUCAGUCCAUACCGAUUCCGAAUUCGAGAGCGACAUCGAAAAUGAAUCAGCUUCUGCCGAAUUCGAGGCCAAUUUGAAGGAGGUGGAAACAGUAUGCAAGAGAUUCAAUCAUGCUCGAAAACCCGCGUUUCGGUUCUUUCGUUGGGCUGGAGAUAGACCUGGAUUCUCUCAUGAUUCGACCACUUACAAUGCAAUGAUGAACAUUCUUGGAAAGACCAGACAAUUCCAGACAUUGGUUUCUCUCCUCGAUGAAAUGGGAGAGAAGGGUUUUCUCACGAUGGAGACCUUCACCAUGUGCAUCAAAGUCUUCGCCGCUGCAAAGGAGAGGAAAAAGGCAGUUGCCAUUGUCGAUUUGAUGAAGAAAUAUAAUUUCAAGGUUGGAAUAGAGACCGUUAAUUGUUUGCUCGAUGCAUUGGGUAGGGCCAAGCUCGCAAAAGAAGCUCAAACGUUGUUCGAGAAAUUGGAGCACAAAUUCGCCCCAAAUCUAAAAACGUACACAAUCUUGAUCAACGGUUGGUGCACGGUCAAGAAUUUAAUGGAAGCCGCUAGAAUGUGGAAUGAAAUGAUCGAUAAAGGGUUUAAACCCGAUAUCGUAGCCCACAAUAUAAUGCUCGAAGGGCUGUUGAGGAGUCAUACAAGAUCUGAUGCAAUCAAGUUGUUCGAGGUAAUGAAAUGUAAGGGCCCACUUCCUACUGUUAGGAGUUAUUCUGUAUUAAUCAAGAAUCUAUGCAAACACGGCCACUUAAAAGAAGCUAUAGACUAUUUUGACGAGAUGGUCGAUUCUGGAUGUGGGCCUGAUGCUGCGGUGUACACAUGUUUGAUGACUGGUUUUGCGAAUCAAAAAAAUAUGGAUAUAGUUUAUGGGUUAUUAAACGAGAUGAAGGAGAAAAAUUGCCAGCCCGAUGGCCGAUUGUACAAUGCAUUGAUCAAGAUGAUGGUGAAUAGAAGAAUGCCCGACGAAGCGGUGAAGAUAUACUAG
Messenger RNA from Erythranthe guttata (spotted monkey flower), 1350 nucleotides. The record is from RefSeq and is a predicted model, not a curated record. Lineage: Eukaryota; Viridiplantae; Streptophyta; Magnoliopsida; Lamiales; Phrymaceae.